AUGGUUGCGAGGGACUGGCAAGGGAGGGUGAUGGGUGCUUGGGCAGUGCCAAACUCAAGCUGCUCCCAUGCAAAGCUAGAAGAAGCAAUGGCACUCAGAAUUGCUAUGCUAGUGGCGAAGCAGAAUGGAUGGAGAAGAGUGGAAUUUGAAACAGACUGUAUGCAGGUUGUGAAUGAAAUUAAUAGGGAGGAAGAUGAAGUAGUUAGGUUCACAAUGACGUCUGAUAUCAGGAAAUUAAAGUCCAGUUUUGAUGAAUGUUGUUUUACCUUUACUAAAAGGGUAAACAACUUUGUCAGUCAUACAUUAGCUAAGAUGGCGAAACAUAUGAAAUGCUCAACUGAAUGGAAGGGUAGCUUCCCAGGUUGGCUGCUUGAGCGCUCAAGCAGACUGUAA
Messenger RNA from Coffea arabica (coffee), 393 nucleotides. Lineage: Eukaryota; Viridiplantae; Streptophyta; Magnoliopsida; Gentianales; Rubiaceae. The record is from RefSeq and is a predicted model, not a curated record.